Molecule: messenger RNA, 1959 nt
Organism: Penicillium arizonense
Lineage: Eukaryota; Fungi; Ascomycota; Eurotiomycetes; Eurotiales; Aspergillaceae
Exons: 2
Coding region: 1-1959 (652 amino acids)
Biological process (GO): replication fork processing; mitotic intra-S DNA damage checkpoint signaling; double-strand break repair
Cellular component (GO): Holliday junction resolvase complex; nucleus
Molecular function (GO): DNA binding; nuclease activity
Source: RefSeq, a predicted model, not a curated record
AUGCCUGAAUACAUAGACCUCAUAUCCUCCGAUCCUCCCGAUUCCACAAAACGCCCACAACCGCAACAGUCAGGCGAACUUCCAUCGCGGCGUCCAUCCUACCAGCUCAACCCGAUUUCGUCAGACCCAUUCGAUUCGUCACUGUUCAACUACGAUGAUGUUGUCUUCGACAAGCCCGCCAAAAAGCGGAGGGUAAGUGAAGAAGCUACUUCAUCGCUAGGCCAAACUAGCAAAGCGAAAGAACCCCGAGCUCCAGCAUCUGCAGCGGACCCGUGGUUUGCCAUCUCCGACGAUGAUUUCGACCUGCCGCCAUUGGACGCCGCGGCGCAGAAAAAGCCAUCUCAGUCGCGCAUUGAAGAGUCCGAUCCAAUCGUUUUCACGUCUCCGGCUCCAGGCCCUAUACCCAAACUUCCGGCGUCGCGCAAUCCGAAGAACCCGAGUCGCGGUGAUUUUGCCCUCGAUGACGAUGACAUUUUGGACUUGGACAAACUCCCUCCGUCGAGCCUAAGAGGACGCAGUGAUAUUGAGGAAUUUAGUGAUCCUUUUGCUUUGCCGGAAUUUGUCGACCUAUUGGAUCAGUCCGAACUUCAUCAAGCGAAGAGUGCUUCUAAUCCUCUAUUCUCCUCGGCAACUGCUCGUCUUCUUGCUGGAAUCGGCAAUGACGGUUCGAACGCAGCCCCUGGCUCUCGAAAGUCGAAGGGCAGCGGCCAGUCUACGGCUACGGACAUCUACCUUGAUGAUAUUGAUGAGCCCGUAGCUCCUCGGAAACCAGCGAAGAAGACAAGCAAAGUUGACCCCGCCGAUAAGGAAGCCAAGGCGCGAGCACGGGUGGAAGCCAAGUUGCAGAAAGAGCGAGAUCGCGAAAUGGAAAAAGAGCGCAAACAGAAGCUUAAGGAGGACAAGGCGAAAGAGAAGCAACGGGCUGCCGAUGUCGCAAGCGUUAACAAACUCAAAGUGAACAAGAAAGACUCCACGCCAGAGAUGAUCAUUGACAUAGCGACUUCUUUUGAGGAUAGCAGUGUGGGAACUCAGACCAUCGAGUUCAUGAAACGACUCGGCGUCCAGCAGACAUUUUUUGCGAGCCCAAUUCCCAAUGUAAUCAAAUGGCGCCGCAAAAUGAAUGCCACAUACAACAGGGUUGCACGACACUGGGAACCAUGUCCAGCAUUUAUCCAAAAAGAAAACCAUGUCCUGUGCCUCGUGCCUGCGCAAGAUUUCAUCGACAUGAUCACCCCAACACCAAUCGGCGAAGAGAGAGAAUCACUAGAGCAGCACGUUCUCCGACUCAAAGCCGUCUAUUCAGACUGCAAACCAAUAUACCUAAUCGAAGGAUUGACAGCGCUAAUGCGCAAGAACCGCAACGCGCGAAACAGAGCAUUCCAAGCCGAAGUCCUGCGCCAAUACUCAGAAACUGCCGCACCAGAGCCUACGACAACCACAGGUCGAGGCCGCGGACGGAAAACAAAGAAAAUCACAGACCCUGCAACCCUCAUAGAUGAUGAGUCUGUCGAAGAUGCUCUCCUCGAGCUACAAGUGACGCACUCCUGCCUCAUCCACCACACAACUGCGCCCCCCGACUCAGCAGAAUGGAUCAAGAAUUUCACAGAGCACAUCUCGACAGUUCCGUACCGUCGAGAACGCCAGGAAGCACACAAUGCUGCGUUUUGCAUGGACGUCGGACAGGUCAAGUCUGGCGUAGACAAGCAUGACACCUUCGUCAAGAUGAUGCAGGAGGUUAAUCGCAUUACUGCUCCUAUGGCAUAUGGUAUUGCCGGUCAGUACCCCUGCGUCACGGAUUUGGUUCGUGGUAUGCGCAUGCAUGGUAAUAUGAUGUUGGAGGAUAUCAAGAAAUCCGCGAACAAGAAUGGUUCGUUGACGAAUGCGCGUAUUGGGCCCGCUGCCAGUAGACGUUUGUACAAAGUCUUUACAGGUUUAGAUCCUAGUUCGACGGAUGUCUAG